AAAAAAAAUUGUAAACUUUCUUCUUGUGUUUGACCCAACAACCGAAAUCGAAGAUUUCUCAUUUUCAACUUCUCUGAUCUGAUAUUGCCUCCUUCUUCUUUGUUUCUCUAUCACCAAAACAAUCUGUUCAAAGAGAAAAAAAAAACAGAGCAAAAGAUCAAAAAAACCUUAACACAAAUGCUCUCUUGUUCAAUUUCGAAAGCUUAAAACACUAAACCCAGAUGUCAAGUCUCACUCUUUGUCUUCUUCUUCUUCUUCUUCUUCUGGGUUUGUUUAUAAACCCUUGUGUGUCAGACUCGAGAGGAGAAACAGUGUCUCGGGUAUGCAGCAACAGAACAACGCCGCUACAACAGAGAACUCUCUUCGUCGGCACUUUCCUCGCCGCCAUGGACGCCGUCUCUCCACUUGUGGAAGCUCGAGGUUACGGCCAAGUGGUCAACAGGAACGUCACCGCGAACCAAACCGUCUACGCUUACGGAGAGUGUAUAAAGGAUCUUGAUAAGAAAGAUUGUGACUUGUGUUUCGCUCAGAUCAAAGCUAAGGUUCCUCUUUGCUUACCUUUCCAAAGAGGUACUCGUGGUGGUCAAGUCUUCUCUGAUGGUUGCUACAUCAGGUAUGAUGAUUACAGUUUCUUUAAUGAGACGGUAAGCUUGCAAGACGAGUCAAAAUGUGCUCCAAAGGAGAUAACCGGAGUUAACCGGACAGUGUUUCGGGCUAACGCUGCAGAGCUGGUGAGGAACAUGAGAGUGGAGGCGGUGAGAAAUGGUGGAUUCUAUGCUGGUUUUGUGAAUAGACAGAACGUGACGGUUCAUGGUCUGGCUCAGUGUUGGGAGACUCUUAAUCGUAGUGGGUGUGGUCAGUGUUUGAGUAAAGCUUCAGUGGGGAUUGGUUCUUGUUUGGUUAAUGAAGAAGGUCGAUUUCUUGGCGUUGGUUGUUAUUUGAGGUUUUCUACUCAGAAGUUUUAUAACAAUUCUGGAAAUUCUACAUCUGAUGGUAAUGGUGGUCAUAACCAUUUGGGUGUGAUUUUGGCGGUGACAUCUUCAGUGGUAGCUUUUGUUCUUUUGGUCUCUGCAGUUGGUUUCUUGUUUAAAAAGAGACACGCCAAGAAACAAAGAGAGAAGAAGCAACUAGGGUCAUUAUUCAUGCUUGCGAACAAAUCUAAUCUCUGUUUCUCCUAUGAGAAUCUCGAGAGAGCCACAGAUUAUUUUAGUGACAAAAACAAGCUAGGACAAGGAGGAUCUGGCUCUGUCUAUAAGGGUGUUCUUAGUAAUGGUAAGACUGUUGCAGUAAAGAGACUGUUCUUCAACACAAAGCAAUGGGUUGAUCAUUUCUUUAAUGAAGUUAAUCUAAUAAGCCAAGUUGAUCACAAGAACCUUGUUAAGCUCUUGGGAUGCAGCAUUACUGGACCUGAAAGCCUUCUGGUCUAUGAAUACAUUGCGAAUCAAAGCCUCCACGACUAUCUCUUUGUAAGAAAAGAUGUUCAACCGUUGAAUUGGGCGAAGAGAUUCAAGAUUUUACUUGGCACAGCUGAAGGAAUGGCGUAUCUUCACGAAGAGUCGAAUCUAAGAAUCAUACAUAGAGACAUUAAGCUGAGCAAUAUCCUUUUGGAAGAUGAUUUUACUCCAAGAAUUGCUGAUUUUGGAUUGGCUAGAUUGUUCCCGGAGGACAAGACUCAUAUUAGCACUGCCAUCGCCGGGACACUAGGCUACAUGGCGCCAGAGUAUGUGGUACGAGGAAAAUUGACUGAGAAAGCAGACGUUUACAGUUUCGGAGUUCUUAUGAUUGAAGUUAUAACCGGAAAACGUAACAAUGCCUUCGUACAAGAAGCUGGUUCGAUCUUACAAACGGUAUGGAGUCUGUACAGAACAAGCAAUGUGGAGGAGGCCGUGGAUCCAAUCUUAGGGGAUAACUUUGACAAGAUAGAAGCGUCACGGCUUCUUCAAAUCGGGCUGCUCUGCGUUCAAGCAGCCUUUGAUCAGCGGCCAGCAAUGUCUGCGGUUGUGAAAAUGAUGAAAGGGAGUUUAGAGAUUCUUACGCCGACUCAACCGCCGUUUCUGAAUCCAGGGAGUGUGGUAGAGAUGAGAAAAAUGAUGAUGACUCCCACGACGAAUCAGUCUAAUUCUUCAGGAUCGAGGAGUGACUACAUAACCGAGAGUUCAAGUUUCUUCGAACCUAGAUGAGGUUUUAGAUAGUUGAUACAUAUAUCAGAAUCUUGUAGAGUGGAUUCUGAAUCAUCUUGUGUCAUAUGUACAAAAAAAUGAGAUUUUACAAUUAAAUCGUGUGUAACUAAUUGAGUGUUAUUAUGUCUGUGCCACGACAAUGUUAUAGAAGCUAGGAACUGAACGACACUGUUAGAGGAGGUUGGAGUAUCGGUUUUCAUUUUAGUGAUUCGGUUUAUGAUUAAGUAGCUUUGUUUAUGAUCGAUUUACACGGUUAUGUGUUUUGUUUCUUGAGUUUUAUGAUACUGUUUUCUGUUUUAUACAAAA
This is a messenger RNA of Capsella rubella, 2486 nucleotides long. RefSeq names its product cysteine-rich receptor-like protein kinase 3. Gene Ontology annotation, molecular function: protein kinase activity; ATP binding. Gene Ontology annotation, biological process: protein phosphorylation. The record is from RefSeq and is a predicted model, not a curated record. Bases 222 to 2180 code for a protein of 652 amino acids. The transcript is spliced from 8 exons. Lineage: Eukaryota; Viridiplantae; Streptophyta; Magnoliopsida; Brassicales; Brassicaceae.